GAGAGGGAGGCAGGAGGAGCGUGGAGUGCAGUGUGUUUCAGGCUGAGCAGUCAGGCUGAGCAGUAGCUCAAGUGAGCGAACCGUCGCUGCGUUGCUGCUGCUUUUCCUCUCUUUUUUCCUUCACAGCUGUUCCUCCCAGGGUCUCUCCUUGAUGAAGCUUUCCUCCUGAAGCAGCGUGGUGGUAGCUUGGAAGAGGAGGAACUCGUCUGCGAGCUGCAGAAUCCUUUCAGUGGUUCUGACUAAACUGGAACCAAGUGGAAGCUACUACCAGGCAACUAGGGAUUACAGCAAGUGUGAAGUGGAAUUUUGAUUGUGGAUCUCUGUUUGAUUUUUAAAAUGACUUUCCGGAUGUUGUUUUAUUUUCCCUCCACAAGCUUCCUCGUGAAAGGAAAGGGCGAAAUUCAUUGCAUGCUUAGCUCAGUUCCCUUUUGAAAUCCAGCUGCUGAUCAUUUGGACCCAUUACUUUAGUCAAUUGACUGAUCAGGUGGACUUUUUCCACACUUGCAAAACCCUCUGAUUUAUUAAAGCUGUUGAAAUCGUAGUGAACAUCUCUGUGACAGAUUGACAAGGUGGGAGGGCGCAUGUUCAUUUGGCAGCUGCCAAGAAAAUGCCAGCCAUCCUGGUGGCCUCAAAGAUGAAGUCAGGACUCCCUAAACCCAAGCCAGUGCACAGCGCCGUGCCCAUUCCUCAGGCUCCCAGCCGGCCGUCAGUUCUCGCUUUGCCUCCAGCUUCCCUGAAGACCCACAUCCCCUCACUGGGCCAGCACUCGACCUCACAACCCCAGAGGAGCAAGGCAGCAGAGCCGCAAACUGGCGGAAGCCCACAGAUCUACACGGACUGGGCCAACCACUACCUCGCCAAGUCGGGACACAAGCGUCUCAUCAAGGACCUCCAAACGGACGUGACUGAUGGAGUUCUGCUGGCUGAUAUCAUACAAGUUGUAGCUAAUGAGAAGAUUGACGACAUCAAUGGCUGUCCCAAGAGCCGCUCUCAGAUGAUUGAGAACAUAGAUACCUGCCUCACCUUCCUGGCAGCCAAAGGCGUCAACAUCCAGGGUCUGUCUGCUGAAGAGAUCCGCAAUGGGAAUCUGAAAGCCAUCCUCGGCCUCUUUUUCAGCCUGUCCCGCUACAAACAGCAGCAGCAGCAAAACUUGCAGCCCAGUCUCCCCCCCACAGCACAGCCUCAGAGCUGUCACCCCCCCCUCAGCCACCAGAGCAGUGCCCCGGCUCAUCUCAGCCAAUCUCCGCAUGGGAGUCUUAUCGCCACAGCUCAGAAAACAGCCCAGUCCGAGAUGCAGUCCAGGGAUGUGAUUCAGAGUAAACUGCUCAAGUUUUCCAUUGGUCAGAAAAAGACCUCUAGGCUACCUGGCCCCACAACAAGGGUGUCCACUGCAAGCAGUGACUUUCCUCCCCGAGGCUUGGUCAGUUCUUCUGGAAACAGACGUAGCCAGGCCUUCAGUGACAAGACCAAAGCUAGCUCUCAACUGGUCAAAGAUUCCUCUGACUCUUUAUGUGCAACUGAGCAUGCUCCAUCACCAGCACUGACCUUCAGCUCCUCCACCAGCACCUCAGCUGCUCCCUCCAUCCUGGUUCCUUCCUCUCUCUCAUCAUCCUCCUCCACCGCCAUUCCCCAACCCAAUAACAGCAGCAAACCCUGGAGGAGCAAAUCAACAAGCUCCAAGCAGGCGUCUUCUCAGACCCCAUCUUCAACAACCGCUCCCUCAUCAGCCAUGCAGUCCAGCAAACAAGACAGGGACACAUCCGGUAAGGCUGCUUUAGCAACUGAUGCUCCUCCCAAGCCUGUUCCUCAGAAGUCAAUGCUGGAGAAGUUUAAGCUUUUCAACAGUAAAGGAGGGUCAAAAUCUUCCCUGACCUCCUCUUCCUCCAAUGGGGUGGAACCCCAACCAGACAGUGCUGCCCCAGCCAGGAGGCCAGGAGCAACCACGGGGGAAAAAUCGGAAACUGGCUCUAUUACCGACCCCCUAGAGGAGGAUGAAGGAAACCACCGGCCAGGAUUAAACGGAACCAGCAACGGGGUGGCAGCUCCCUCAGCUGCCACUGCAGUUGCUACAACUGCCAGCAGUCCCAAGAUGGCUCUCAGGGGCAUUGCCCAGCGCACAUUUAGCAGAGCUCUGACCGCCAAAAAAGGCUCUGCUAAAGGCCCUGAAAAAGAUAAAGACAAAGAGAGGGGGAAAGAGAAAGGGAAGGAGGUGGGGAGGCGAGGCCCUGACAGGGCAGAGCUCAGAAGUGAGGAGUUAAAGGUGGAACCAGCGUCUGCCCCUGCAGAGGCUGAUGUGUCAAACAAAAGAUCUUCCAAAAUUGCCAGUUUCAUUCCUAAAGGGGGGAAAGUGGCCAAAAAGGAGAGUUCUGCCCCCGCCCUUAGCGGAAUACCAAAGCCAGGGAGCAAAGCUCAAGGGGGUAAAGCUUCCUCAGUCAAGGAGUCGGGGGAGAGGCCCCGGAGCAUGCGGCUCGUAGGGGGGCUCGUCAUGCAUCGUGGGGCCCUGGACAGAGACCGGGACAGCAGACACUCCAGCUCUACCUCCAGCUUGGCCUCCACAGAAGGAAAACCCAGCGUCUCCAAUGCGGGCGGAGGAGGAACCACUCAGAGCACAGCCAGCAACACCGUCAGUGUGCAGCUACCUCAGACACAGCAACACCACAGUCACCCCAACACCGCCACCGUCGCACCUUUCAUGUACAGAUCCCAAACAGAUGAAGACGGAACAGAGGACGGCGGGAACAGUUCUUGGGGAGGAAGUGGAGACGCCUCCUGCACCAAAACCAACCAUACCCCCAUGGAAGACCUUUCAGGUGAAGAUCCAGAAACGAGACGGCUGCGUACUGUCAAAAACAUCGCAGACCUGCGGCAAAACCUGGAGGAGACCAUGUCCAGUCUCCGAGGAACUCAGGUCACGCAUAGCAGCUUAGAAACCACCUUUGAUGGCAGCAUCACCACAGACAUCAGCAGCAGUGGAGGCAGCAAUAACAACAGCGCAGGUGGUCGAAGUAUCCUCAGCCUUUCUUCUGCCCGCUCCUCACUGUCGCCAUGGAGGUUGGGCCAGUCCAGCCCUCGUCUGCAGGCAGGCGACGCUCCUUCAUUGGGCAAUGGCUACGGUGCUCGGAUAGCUGGCGGACAGGCAGGACGCUACCUGUACCCUGGGCACCUCCGGAGACAGCUGGCUGGCAGGGGAGGAGCUCUGUGCAGCUUGGACCUCGGCGACAGAGCUGCGGGGGACAUUGAGCUGGACGGGGUCGCCAUGGAGGUGACGGGAUACAUGAGCGACGGAGACGUGUUGAGCAAGAAUGCUGUGCGCACUGAUGAUGUCACCAGCGGUUACUUGACCGACGGUGGUUUGGGUUUGUACACCCGCCGGAUGAACCGUUUGCCCGAUGGCAUGGCUGUCGUACGAGAGACGCUUCAUCGGAACACGUCGUCGGGGCAGGGAGACGCUGAUAGCUGGGACGACAGCAGCUCUGUGAGCAGUGGCAUCAGCGACAACAUCGACACAGAUGACAUCAACACCAGCUCCUCUAUUUCCUCCUACACCAACACGCCCGCAGCGCAGCGCAAGGGCCACAACGCACAGCCAGUUACGGAUGCAGAGAAGCACUCUGCCUCAGCAGACGUUCACCAAGCCUGGGCAGGAGAAGAGGUGAAGAAGCCAGUCGAAGGAUCAGACAGCGGGAUCAGGAUGGACUCCAAAUUAAACCGCAGGAACCCUUAUACCGCAGAUGAGUCAGAUAAAAGUGGCUCGGGACGGAAGACCCCCUCAGCCUCCCACACAGGCUCCUGGAGAAGAGGCAUGAGCACUCAGGUGGGGGUGACUUCACCUCGGACAAAAAGCACAAGUAGCACAGGCUCCACAGGUUCAACUGGCCUCAAGAGCCACAGUUCAGGUAAAACAGAUGAUGUUAAGGUUUCGGAAAAAGGACGCCUGUCUCCUCAAUCAAACGGCCUCCAUCGCUCCCCCUCAGACGCCGGACGUAGCAGUGGAGACGAAACAAAAAAACACUCUGCCCCCGCCAGCCGCCAGACCGCCACAAAUACACUCACGCAUACCUCCUCCGACCCCCCCGCCCAGAUGCAUACCCUGGUUUCACGCACCCCGACCAGCACUUUUGGCUUCAAGAAGCAAGGUUCUGGAGUGGUAACCAUGGUUACGGCAAGUGGUGCCACCAUCACCAGUGGGUCAGCCACUCUAGGGAAGAUGCCUAAAUCAGGGGCACGCUCACUGUCAGGAGGUUUGAAGUCCAGUGGGCCGGACGGAAGCUCAUUGUUGGGUCAUCAUGACGACGGCUUUCUCCCCAUGAGUGCCCGCUCCACUCUUCAGUACCGCAGUUUGCCAAGACCCAGCCGCUCCGGAGCCGCAGCGCGCAACGGAAACCGCUCCUCCACCAGCAGCAUUGAGGCGGCGGUGCUUUCUGUCACCUCUCAUGGGAAAAACUCUUUCAGCAUCAACAAGCCAAACAGCUCUGGAGGCCUGUUGACCAAUCAGACGGACAGAGAGAAGGGGGGGUCGGAGACCGACAACCUCAGGAGCGCAGGAGCGGCAACUGUUCCUUUGACAGGAAGACAGCAGGUUUCUUCGCCGACGCUGCGCAGAUUAUUUGGUGUGAAGCCCAGUAAACAGGCUCCUGUCACUACAGCUGAAAACAUGAAGAACUCCACUGUCAUCUCAAACCCUCAUGCUACCAUGAACCAUGUUGCCACAGUCUUGGAGUCCCCUGAUGGAGGCCUGGCAGGUGGGGACGCUGAGGCCAGCUACCCUCUAAUUGGAGGCAAAGUACUGGGUUCAGGGACAGGGACGCUGGGCAGUGAGCAGGCCUCCAGUCCAGGAUCAGUCUACUCCUCCACUGGCCCCUCCAACAGCCUGACAUGGGGGACUACCUUCAGUGGCUCCUCUGUCCCAAGCAGGGAGGGUACUCUGGGUGGACAUGGUGGAGCGGGUAGCAUGGGCUUCCCCUCAGUCAGCAGUAUGCACACAAGCAGCGAGUCCAUCGAUAUGAGCCUGAGCAGCGCCGGUGGCCAUGGGAACCACAGGGAGGACACGCUGUCCGCUCUGGGUCGCACUGCUAGCGUCAAAGUUGGCGUGUCUGAGAGUCCCCUGUCCUCCCCCUCUGCUAGCCCCAUAUUCAGCCGAAACACUCUACCUCGGAGGCAGGACAGCGGGCCACACUGUGGUAGAAACACUCUUCCUAAGAAGGGAUUCAGGUAUGGCCCUUCACCUCAGCUACGAGGCCAGGAAGAGGCACGUGACUGGCUGCGUUCACACUCCACCAGCGGGCUGCAGGACUCUGCUAGUAACUCUCCAUUCUCCCCUGGAUCCAGCCUUACCUCUCCUUCUGGCACUCGCUUUAACUUCGGACAGCUGGCAUCCAGCCCAACCUCAGCGGCUCAGAUCAAUCUUGCUAGUUUGCGCAACAACAGCCUGACCAAUCAAGACACACCGUUUGAACCCUGUAACGACAACCGGCUGAGGAACUCCUGCAUGUCGCUCGAUGAGAAGACUCGCACAAUGAGCCGAUCCGGAUCCUUCAGGGACGGCUUUGAAGAAGUACAUGGAUCGUCUCUGUCCCUGGUCUCCAGCACUUCUUCCAUUUACUCUACGAAUGAGGAGAAGUCUCAGUCAGAGAUUCGUAAGCUGCGCCGAGAGCUGGAUGCCUCCCAGGAAAAGGUUUCCGCCCUGACGACACAGCUGAGUGCAAAUGCUCACCUGGUGGCAGCGUUUGAGCAGAGUCUGGGCAAUAUGACCCUCAGACUGAAGAGUCUCACCUUGACUGCAGAACAAAAGGACUCUGAACUGAAUGAACUUCGGAAGACCAUCGAACUCUUGAAGAAGCAGAACGCUGUUGCUCAGGCCACCAUCAACGGAGUCAUUAACACGCCUGAACUCACACCUAAAUGCAAUCGGACAGCUGGUAAUAAUGGCAGUCCACAGCAGCAGCAGCCAGACCUGCGCAUCAGGCGGCAGCACUCCUCCGACAGCGUCAGCAGCGUUGCCAGUGCAACCAGUCAGUCCAGCAUUGGCUCCAACAUGGAUGCUGAUUCUAAAAACAAGAAGAAGAACAAGAAGAACUGGCUUCGAAGCUCCUUCAAACAAGCUUUCGCCAAGAAGAAAUCGCCCAAAUCUGCCUCUUCACACUCAGACAUUGAGGAGAUGACAGAUUCUUCACUACCAUCCUCUCCCAAGCUGAAUCACAACGGCGCUUCAGCCACCUCUCAUAUGCUCAGGAAUACACACUCCAGCUCUCUCCUUUCGGAGUGUUUGGACAGCGAGGCGGAGACGGUGAUGCAGCUGCGGAGUGAGCUCCGGGAAAAGGAAAUGAAGCUGACUGAUAUCCGCCUGGAGGCUCUCAGCUCUGCACACCAGCUUGACCAGCUCCGGGAAGCCAUGAACCGCAUGCAGCUGGAGAUUGAGAAGCUAAAGGCAGAGAAUGACCGUCUGAAGGUGGAGAAUCAGGGGAGCAGGACGGGUUCCCAAGCCUCCAUCUCUUCCUCUCCUUCACCUCACACACUCAGUCAGACUGCAGUGCCUGGGCCUGGACUCUCUCAACACAGCCUUAACCUAACCUCUAGUGAAUCCACCAGCCUGGACAUGUUGCUCGAUGACACCGGUGGAGAGGGAGCAGCCAGGAAGGAGGGCCGACACGUGAAGGUGGUUGUCAGUCUGGAUGAAGGAAGCAAGUGGGGAGAGGGGAGCCAGUCUCAUCACUUUCUGAUUGGUUGCAUUGGGGUUUGUGGAAAAACCAAGUGGGAUGUCCUGGACGGUGUAGUCCGACGCCUCUUUAAGGAAUAUAUCUCCCAUGUGGACCCGGUGAGCCAGCUAGGUCUCAGCACAGACAGCAUACAGGGUUACAACAUCGGUGAAGUCCACCGGCCCAGCAGGCUCAGCACCACCAGCACGCCAGAGCUGCUGCCAUGUGGAUACCUGGUGGGAGACAACUCCAUCAACAUCCAGCUCAAAGGUGCAAGCAGUGACAGUGUGGACUCUCUGGUGUUUGAAACGCUCAUCCCAAAGCCCGUGCUGCAGCGUUAUGUCUUCCUGCUGAAGGAGCACAGGCGGGUCAUUCUGUCGGGCCCCAGCGGCACAGGAAAGACGUACUUGGCCAAUCAGCUGUCACGACAUCUGCUGCUGCUUGAGGGCCGACCUUUGACCCCAAAUGCUGUUGUCACUUUCAACGUGGACCACAAGUCCAGCAAGGAGCUCCAUCAGUAUUUGGCAGGUUUGGCAGAACAGUGCAGCAAUGUUUCAGAAACAGACUGCCCUCUAGUGGUCAUCCUGGAUAACUUGCAUCACGUCGGCUCAUUGGGCGAGAUCUUUAAUGGCCUUUUCAACUGUAACCACCAACGCUGCCCUUACAUUAUUGGCACCAUGAGCCAAGCCACGUCCUCUUCCCCCAACCUGCAGCUUCAUCACAACUUCAGGUGGGUGUUGUGUGCCAACCACGUGGAGCCGGUGAAAGGAUUCCUUGGUCGCUUCCUGCGGAGGAGGCUAAUCGAGACGGAGAUUGGCAGCAGAACACGCAACGUGGAGCUGGUGAAGAUCGUCGACUGGAUCCCGCGGGCGUGGCAACACCUCAACCGUUUCCUGGAGACUCACAGCUCCUCCGAUGUCACCAUCGGACCUCGCCUCUUCCUUCCAUGCCCCAUGGAUGUGGAGGGAUCCAGGGUUUGGUUCACUGAUCUCUGGAAUUACUCCAUUAUUCCCUAUAUGCUGGAGGCUGUGCGUGAGGGGCUGCAGCUUUAUGGCCGCAGGGCACCAUGGGAGGACCCCACAGCCUGGGUGAUCGAAAGCUGCCCGUGGUCUUCGACUCCCCCUCCCGGUGACUGGCCCCCACUCUUGAAACUCCGCCCAGAGGACGUUGGGUUUGAUGGUUACUCUGCCCCGAGAGAAGGGAUGCGGAAGGAGCCUCCCCAGAGCGACAGCGACGCAGACCCGUUGAUGAGCAUGCUGAUGCGUCUGAAAGAAGCUGCUACGUCGUCCAGCCCGCAGAGCUACGACAGCGACUCCAACAGCAACAGUCACCAGGAGGACCUCCUGGACUCUUCGUUGGAGUCCACCUUGUGAUGCCGUCAAAGCACAAUGAAAAAAGCUGCUCAAAGCGAACGUUUGUUCUCAUGAAGAGAACGCUUUACUGACCAGAUCCUUUUAUAUCCCAGAAAUGCAGCCGCCUUGAUUUGGGUGCAGGUCACCCAAACGUUAAAGGAUACAAGAGUUUCAGUAAAAAGACGAGAGUUUCUGCCGUUUUCUGUAUCUUCACCGCUGUUGCCCGCGACUCCUUCGUCAGGAGCUGAAAGUCUCCUUCAGCCAGACUGAAGGAAAGCACACAGCCUGUCCCUGGGGCGUUACCAUUAUCAUAAUCAUCACCAUCACCAGCGAUUCAGCUUACUUUCACACUAGCUGGAAGUUCUGCGUCAGUCCGGUCGAUGAGAUCCUUUGCACUUCUUAGCUGUGCUGGUGAACACUGCCUGAAGAUGGCAGCACCUGCAUUAUAACCUCUGAUGGACAGACAAGCGGACCUGCAGUUCCUUCUCUUUCUCCUCCAAGAGUCAUGAUAUCUGUGUUGUCACUGUAUGGGGGAUCGAUGAAGCCAAAAGAAGAGUUGAGUUCCACUCAGAAAUCAGAUGUUCUUUCAAAUCACUCUUCAGUUUCCACAAGCAUCAACAUAAUUGACUUUCGCCCCAACCUGGAGAAUGUGGUCGUUACAUCAUCACUGCAUGCUGGCUGGGGGUUUCCUUUUUAUCUGUCAAGUGCCUCGGCUGCUUUGUUUGGGCCCACCAGGAGCAAAUCUGCUGUUGCGGCCUGAAUAUGGGGCAACUCCACCUCUACAGUCUGGCUACAGUCUCUUCUCGUUUUGAUAAAGCUAAGUCUUUACACCCAAAGGAGCGGUGUUUGUCCUACAAAAGAAUUUCUUUUCAAACGAAACUUUAGAGCUCAUUGUGUGCAGUAACAGUUCUUACCACUACAAGAUAAAAGGAAAUGAUCACUAACGUUUGUCAGAAAUACCUGUUCAUCCCAUUGACUGUAAAUGAGAACUGGACCGAGUGACCCCUUCCCCCCCAUUCUAAACAGGAAGUAGCCGCUGGCUCUAAGAAGCCAAAAUCCCAUAGACUUUGCUUAUUCUGGCAAACAGAAUUACUCAGAUGUACAAUUUCAACAUGUUCUUGAUUUUUUUUUUAAAUUUUGUCUUUUUUCCACGUUUCUCAAGUUAUAAACCGACCAAUCAGAUGCCUCGAUAAAAGUGUUUGGCCCCCGCUGCCACGCCGCCCCAAGUCCAAUGUUUGAUCUGUAGAUUCUUGAAAGUCAGCUUUAAGUGGUGGCGGUGGGGACUUCCAACAAGCUCACUUCAGAUUGGUGAGAGUGGUUGCCAUAGAAAUGUUGACCAACUCGGACCAAUGACUGCUUACUGACGUCGUCUGGCUCCAACGUGGCGGCGUCCAUAGUGCGAAAAAUUCACGACGACAGUGACUCGUUUGAUUGGAGGCGGGGAUACGCCAUUUACAAUGGGUGACGACACACUGACUCUGUCCAGGUCUGUAAUACAGUCAAUGGUUUAUCACCAUCAUUCUCACAUAAAUGCACACAGACCAAACCUCAUCCACUUCCACAGUUUUUGACCCCCUGGGCACAUUGGCUAACGCUGACUGCUGUAGCACAAAUCUCCUCUGGUGCUUGACAACAAACAAUGCCUUAUUCUUUGCUAAGAUGAUGUGCAUUAGCUAAUUUUUUUUGUUUGUUUUUUAAACGGCUGUAAACUUGACAGGGCUCAGAGCUGACUCUCCACUUGCAGAAGACUUGAUCUCCCAUGAGUCCCCACUGCUGCUGGACUGAGCACAUACGAACAAGAAGCUGUGCUUUGGUUUUUGAAUUCACUCGCUUGUAUGUGUGACCCAGAGAACUGUUAAUAUUCGGAACCAAGCAAGUACAUUUUAUUGUGUGUUGGUGCUAUAAAGCAGAACCUUUAGAUUAACUGACAGGGUUAGGAGGUGUUUAAGAUGGAUGGAUUAUUUACCUCACAGCCCAAUCUUUGUUCUUUCAUGCUUGGUGAUACAUCAGCAAGAGUCACAUUGAGCUCAUUAAAUGAAAACUAGUGUACACGUUUAUGAUGAAAUGAGAACUCUUGCUGUUGAGAGAGAACACGUUUUUACAAUUCUAAAUCUAGGUUUUCUUGGUUUAUGCCUCUUAACCAGCCUAUAGAGACAAGCAGACAGAUGUGCUUCUUGGCUUUUUCUUUUCUUUUUUGUCGCUGAUCCCUAUGCAACAUUCACUUUUUUAUCUCUCAAAUAAAGCCAAAUGUGUAUUUUCUUUCUUUCUUUUUGCCCAGAGCAGUUACCACUGCCAGAAAUGUUCAAAUGUGACAAGAGGAGUUUUGGUCUCUGUCCAUCAAAACUGUCCUCCUGCAGUCUGAGCACAAAGACGGCUUCAGCUCACCUGAAUAACAUUGAAGAAGCUCCGUCAUUUCAUCACUCACAAACUCAAUGAAUGUUUAGCUCUCUUAGCCAUGUACAUUUCUAAACAGAUGUAACAUAUUUGUAUAUAGUUGGUAAUCUUACAUUUUGAUGACUUUUUUAGCUGAAUUGGUACAGUACUUGAAAAUGAGUAUUUUGUGUAAAGUCUCUUUACAUCAGAGCAGAAUGAUGAAGUUUGUCAUUUUUUGUCUGAAGAAUUAAAUCUGACAUUACAUUGGAACAGUCUUAAGUUAUUGUCAUCCAAUAAAAUUAUAAUUUAUGAUUUCA
Oryzias latipes (Japanese medaka) is the source of this 10737-nucleotide messenger RNA. RefSeq names its product neuron navigator 2a (gene nav2a). NCBI's taxonomy places the organism in Eukaryota, Metazoa, Chordata, Actinopteri, Beloniformes, Adrianichthyidae. Gene Ontology annotation, biological process: neurogenesis; nervous system development. Gene Ontology annotation, molecular function: protein binding; ATP hydrolysis activity; ATP binding. The record is from RefSeq and is a predicted model, not a curated record.